AUGUUACUAGAAAGCUUUUCAAAGUAUCAUUGUGGCAUAGGGGGGAUAUUUGUUGAAGGCAUAGAGUUUAAGGUCAUCCCAAGCGUAAAUCAAAUAGUGGACUUAGAACAAAAUAAAAAGAUGAAGGAUGGAACAAACAUGGGAGGAGUCUUGAAAACAAAGUUGGAGAUGGACUCAGUGGAACAAAUGAUAGCCGAUAAUAAAGAAAUUAUUAAAAGGUCUGGAAACAAUGUCCAAAUUGCCUCAAGUGUAGAGCUCUGCUUACUUCUUUUCAAGGGAAUUCUCAUUGACAAUGGUGAAACGUUAUUCUCCCUAAGCAAAGUCAACGGGAAGAGAUGUCAUAUGCUACCUGCAAAAGCAAUUAUAUACAACUCUUCAAAUAUAAAGUUGUGCAACCCUCCAACUGAAUCCAGGUGCAGAUUUGAAGAGGUUGUUGAGAUUCUAUCUCACCAGGAUUUUCGUAUCAAAUGUGACAUUGAGACCAAAAUGCUCUCAUCAGAUACAACCUAUGCUUGUUUCCUUGUGUUCAAACUUUCAAAAAAAUGUCAUGGGCUCCAGUGCCCAGUGAAGGCUCGUGAUUUAGUACCCCAUAGAAAGGAAAGAACCAAAAUCAUUUCUUUCAGGUACCCAAGCACAGUGAAUUUGGACAGAAUCAAAUGGAUUCCAGAACAGAGAGAAGAUGAAUGGAUGGAGGUUAUAGUGUGGGAAACUAACGUUGAUAACAUGCAUAAUGAUGAGUAUGUACCUAUGGAUUUAAAACUGACAUGUUUCGAAGGAAAUAUGUCAGGUCUUAUUGUAUAUGGCAUUGACUUCCGUCCUACAACGAGCUUUUUCAUGAUGAAGCUAUUCGAAAACAUGGUUGUAUCGAUUCCUGAAACCACAUUCCCGUUAAUCCUCUCGGCGGUGCCUCUGCCGCUCAUGCGCCUCCUCUCCGGCCCUCCCAAUAUCUCUUGGACUUCAUCAUCGGCCUCCAGUGAUCCAAUCUGUCGUAUUCCUCCUCCACGAGUUUUGGGCUCUUUGAAUACUGAAUUUUGGAGUGGCAGCCCGUGA
This is a messenger RNA of Lactuca virosa, 1050 nucleotides long. The record is from the annotation of a GenBank genome assembly. NCBI's taxonomy places the organism in Eukaryota, Viridiplantae, Streptophyta, Magnoliopsida, Asterales, Asteraceae.